Populus trichocarpa (black cottonwood) is the source of this 5693-nucleotide messenger RNA. Its product is annotated as brefeldin A-inhibited guanine nucleotide-exchange protein 1. Gene Ontology annotation, molecular function: guanyl-nucleotide exchange factor activity. The coding region runs from base 278 to 5482 and encodes 1734 amino acids. The transcript is spliced from 11 exons. NCBI's taxonomy places the organism in Eukaryota, Viridiplantae, Streptophyta, Magnoliopsida, Malpighiales, Salicaceae. Gene Ontology annotation, biological process: regulation of ARF protein signal transduction. Gene Ontology annotation, cellular component: trans-Golgi network. The record is from RefSeq and is a predicted model, not a curated record.
CAAAAUAUGCUAAUUUUUUCCAAUUUCCACCUCGCAGUCAGGAACGCAUCUAUCGGCUCGGCUCUUCUCUUCUCUUCAUCAAAUCCAUAAUCGGCUCCCUUUCCAUCCAUCAUCUUCUUCUUCCAAAUUCAAUCUCCUCCUCCAUUCUCUUCCACCAUGCUCCAUGCUCCAUCUUCUUUCUCUCUACACUAACAUUGUUGCAGCAGCAGCAGAUCCACAUCUCUCUAAUGAAUGACUGAAUCAACAAAGCAUAUCAUCAUCCCUUUUUAUCACCAGAAUGUCUGCUUCGCAAACCCUUGGCGGUCCUUCUCGCUGCGGCCGUUCCUUAGGUCCUUCUCUCGACAAGAUCGUUAAAAACGCCGCCUGGAGGAAGCACUCUCACCUCGUUUCCUCCUGCAAAUCGGUCCUCGACAAGCUCGAAUCACUCACGGAUUCUAAUUCUCACUCUCCUCUCUUCGGGCUCUCCCCUUCGGAUGCCGAAUUCGUUCUCCAUCCAAUUCUUCUCGCCUUAGAUUCCGCUUACGUCAAGGUCGUGGACCCCGCACUCGAAUGCUUGUUCAAAUUGUUUUCCUCAGGCCUGAUUCGAGGUGAGAUCGAUAAUGGUUCAAAAAAUGUGAUCAUUUUUAAGAUAAUCGAGAGUGUUUGUAAGGUUUGUGGAAUUGGUGACGAAGCUGUUGAGCUUUCUGUGCUUAGAGUUUUGCUCUCUGCUGUUCGAUCUCCUUGUGUUUUGAUUCGCGGUGAAUGUUUAGUGCACGUUGUUAGGACUUGUUAUAAUGUUUAUCUUGGUGGAUUGACUGGGACCAAUCAGAUCUGUGCGAAAUCUGUACUUGCACAGGUAAUGCUCAUUGUUUUUACUAGAGUUGAGGAGGAUUCUAUGGAUGUCAAUGUUAAACCGGUUUCUGUUAGUGAAAUGUUACUGUUUACUGAUAAGAAUUUGAAUGAAGGGAGUUCUAUUCAUUUUUGUCAGAAUUUUGUUAAUGAGGUUAUGACGGCAAGUGAAGGGGUUCCAGAUGAUAAGUUGUUGCUGUUGCAUAGUCCGCCUUCUGAUAAACUCCAAAAUGGUAGUGGAGGUGCCGGUGAUGAUAAUGAUAAAGUAGGUGAAGGGGAUCAUAAAAGUGAAUUAAGGGAUAAGGAAGCAAAUGGUGAAGCUGAAACCGAUGGUGGUGUGGGUGGUAGUGGUGGUGUUGAAGCUGAGGGGAGUAAGAUUAGGGAGGAUGGGUUUCUUCUUUUUAGGAAUUUGUGCAAAUUGUCAAUGAAGUUCUCAUCGCAGGAGACCCCAGAUGAUCAAAUUCUUUUGAGAGGGAAGAUUUUGUCUCUUGAGUUGCUUAAGGUGAUCAUUGACAAUGGCGGUCCAAUCUGGCGCACCGAUGAAAGGUUUCUCAACAUUAUCAAGCAAUUCCUAUGCUUGUCAUUGAUAAAGAACAGUACGUUGUCAGUUAUGGCUAUUUUCCAGCUUCAGUGUUCCAUUUUUAUGAUGCUGUUAGUGAAAUUCAGAUCUGGAUUGAAGGAGGAAAUUGGAAUAUUCUUUCCCAUGCUUGUCCUUCGAGUGCUUGAGAAUGUUAACCAGCCUAGCUUCUUGCAGAAAAUGACUGUCCUGAAUCUUUUGGACAAGAUCAGCCAAGAUUCCCAGAUCAUUAUUGAUAUUUUUGUAAACUAUGACUGCGAUGUGGAUGCUCCAAACAUAUAUGAAAGGAUUGUCAAUGGCCUUCUGAAAACUGCUCUAGGACCCCCUCCUGGUUCAACAACAACUUUGUCUUCGGUUCAGGAUAUUACUUUUAGGCAUGAAUCUGUGAAGUGCUUGGUUAGCAUCAUCAGGUCAAUGGGUGCAUGGAUGGAUCAACAGCUGAGAAUUGGAGAUUCCUACUUGCCUAAGAUCUCUCAAAGUUCCACUUCAACUGAGAAUCAUUCAACUCUGAAUGGAGAAGAUGCAAGUGCUCCUGAGUAUGAUUUGCAUCCAGAAGUGAACUCUGAAACAUCUGAUGCUGCUACCCUUGAACAACGUCGGGCAUAUAAAAUUGAACUCCAGAAAGGUAUCUCCAUAUUCAAUAGGAAACCUUCCAAGGGCAUUGAGUUUCUGAUAAAUGCCAAAAAAGUUGGUGGUUCUCCAGAAGAAGUUGCUGCCUUCCUGAAAAACACUACUGGCCUAAAUGAAACAGUGAUUGGUGACUAUUUAGGUGAAAGGGAUGAGUUUUGUUUGAGAGUUAUGCAUGCUUAUGUAGACUCAUUUAACUUCAAGGUGAUGGGUUUUGGUGAAGCGAUAAGGUUUUUCUUACGGGGCUUCAGGUUACCCGGAGAAGCACAGAAGAUUGAUCGUAUCAUGGAAAAGUUUGCUGAGCGCUAUUGUAAAUGCAAUCCAAAUUCAUUUACCAGUGCAGAUACUGCUUACGUUCUUGCAUACUCUGUGAUAAUGCUCAAUACAGAUGCUCAUAACAGCAUGGUGAAAGAUAAGAUGAGCAAGGCUGAUUUUAUUCGGAACAACCGAGGAAUAGAUGAUGGCAAGGAUUUGCCUGAAGAGUAUCUGGGUGCUCUUUAUGAUCACAUUGUGAAAAAUGAAAUUAAGAUGAGUGCAAAUUCUUCUGUUCCUCAAAGCAAGCAGGGUAACAGCUUAAAUAAGCUAUUAGGUUUGGAUGGUAUACUCAAUCUAGUUACUGGGAAGCAGACUGAGGAAAAGGCUUUGGGUGCAAAUGGGCUUCUUAUCAGGCAUAUCCAAGAGCAGUUCAAGGCGAAGUCAGGAAAAUCAGAGUCUAUUUAUCAUGUUGUAACAGAUGCAGCGAUUCUGAGGUUUAUGGUUGAGGUCUGCUGGGGUCCUAUGCUGGCUGCUUUUAGUGUGACUCUUGAUCAGAGUGAUGAUAGGCUUGCUGCCUCUCAGUGCUUACAGGGGUUUCGAUAUGCUGUGCAUGUUACUGCAGUCAUGGGUAUGCAGACCCAGAGAGAUGCUUUUGUUACAUCCGUGGCCAAGUUUACAUAUCUGCACUGUGCUGCAGAUAUGAAGCAAAGAAAUGUAGAUGCUGUGAAGGCAAUAAUAUCAAUUGCCAUUGAAGAUGGAAAUAAUCUUCAGGAUGCUUGGGAGCAUAUCUUAACUUGCCUCUCCCGUAUUGAGCAUCUGCAACUGCUUGGAGAAGGUGCACCGCCUGAUGCCUCUUAUUUGACACCAUCUAAUGGGGAAACAGAAGAAAAGGCACUGAAGUCAAUGGGUUAUCCUUCUCUAAAGAAAAAGGGAACACUCCAGAAUCCAGCUGUAAUGGCUAUUGUUAGAGGGGGUUCAUAUGAUAGCACCACUGUUGGAGUCAAUUCUCCAGGACUAGUAACUCCAGAGCAGAUCAAUAACUUCAUUUCAAAUUUGAAUUUGCUUGACCAGAUUGGGAAUUUUGAAUUGAACCAUGUGUUUGCUAAUAGCCAAAGGUUGAACAGUGAAGCAAUAGUAGCUUUUGUGAAAGCUCUUUGUAAAGUUUCAAUAUCUGAGUUGCAGUCUCCAACAGAUCCUCGUGUAUUUAGCCUUACGAAAAUCGUAGAAAUUGCGCAUUAUAAUAUGAACCGCAUCAGAUUAGUUUGGUCCCGCAUAUGGAAUGUUCUCUCUGAAUUUUUUGUAUCAGUUGGCUUGUCAGAAAAUCUUUCUGUUGCUAUUUUUGUGAUGGAUUCUCUGAGACAACUUGCUAUGAAAUUCUUAGAGCGCGAGGAGUUGGCAAAUUACAACUUCCAGAAUGAAUUUUUGAGGCCAUUUGUGAUUGUGAUGCAGAAAAGCAGCUCUACAGAGAUCAGGGAAUUAAUAGUUAGGUGUAUUUCACAGAUGGUCCUUAGUCGUGUCAGUAAUGUGAAAUCUGGUUGGAAAAGUGUUUUUAUGGUUUUUACUGUUGCUGCAGCUGAUGAGCGGAAGAAUGUUGUCUUGUUGGCAUUUGAGACCAUGGAAAAAAUUGUCCGAGAGUACUUUCCUUAUAUAACAGAGACGGAGACAACAACUUUCACUGACUGUGUUAGAUGCCUCACCACCUUCACAAAUAGCAGAUUUAAUAGUGAUGUGAGCCUCAAUGCAAUUGCAUUUCUCCGAUUCUGUGCUCUGAAACUGGCAGAUGGAGGACUUAUUUGCAACGUAAAGAGCAGUGUUGAUGAUCCAUCCAUCCCAAUAGUAGAUGAAGUUGCUUCGGAUGUAAACCCCAGUGACAAAGAUGUUCAUGUGUCCUUUUGGAUUCCUUUGCUAACAGGGUUAUCGAAACUUACAUCUGAUCCCAGAUCAGCUAUUCGAAAGAGUGCUUUAGAAGUGCUAUUUAACAUUCUCAAUGACCAUGGUCAUCUAUUCUCACACUCAUUUUGGACCACUGUUUUCAACUCUGCCAUUUUCCCCAUCUUCAAUAGCUUCAGUGACAUGAAAGAUGUUAAAGAUCAGGAUUCACCAACUUCAGCACCACCUCAUUCAGUAGGAAGUGCAUGGGAUUCUGAAACUUCUACAAUCGCAGUCCAGUGUCUAGUAUACCUAUUUGUCAACUUUUUCAACGUUGUUAGGUCUCAACUACAGAGUGUAGUAUCUAUAUUGAUGGGAUUUAUUAGGAGUCCUGUUAAGGGUCCUGCUAGCGCUGGGGUUGCUGCAUUGUUGCGUUUAAUAGGUGAACUGGGCAGCAGGAUUUCAGAAGAUGAAUAUAGAGAGAUUUUUCUAUCUUUGAAGGAGGCCGCUGCAUCAUUGUUACCAGGUUUUAUGAAGGUCUUAAGAAUCAUGGAUGGGAUUGAGAUGCCUGAAAGCUCUCACCCUUUUGCGGAUGCGGAUGUGUCUUCUGAUCAUGGCUUCACAAAUGAUGAUCUUGAGGAUGACAAUCUCCAAACUGCAGCAUAUGUGGUUUCAAGAGUGAAGAGUCAUAUUGCUGUGCAGCUACUUAUUGUGCAGGUUGUAAGUGAUUUAUACAAAGCAAACCAGCAUCUCUUGUCAGCGGCCAAUGUCAGAAUUCUUAUUGAUAUAUUUUCCUCAAUAGCAUCCCAUGCCCACCAGCUGAAUUCUGAGACGGACCUGCUGAAGAAACUGCUGAAAGCGUGCUAUAUAGCAGAGAUAUCUGAUCCUCCAAUGGUACAUUUUGAAAAUGAGUCCUACGAGAAAUACCUUGACUUCCUCCGAGAUUUGCUAGAUGAUAACCCAUCCAUGUCUGAGGCAUUGAACGUCGAGGCACAACUUGCAGCAGUGUGCGAAAAGAUAUUGCUGAUUUAUCUGAACUGUACUGGAUUGCAGACCGUGCAGCAAGAUCCCGCUAACAAGCCAGUGAUACACUGGAUUCUUCCUUCAGGUUCGGCCAAAAAGGAAGAAUUAGCAGCAAGGACUUCUUUGCUCUUGUCAGCUUUGCGGGUAUUGAGUGGUUUAGAAAGCGAUUCAUUUAGGGGCUAUGCCAGACAAUUCUUUCCUUUGUUGGUUGACCUUGUGCGGUGUGAGCACAGCUCAGGUGAAGUUCAGCGUAUUCUGAGCGACAUUUUCCGAUCAUGUAUAGGCCCCAUUAUAAUGGGAUGACAUAUCAUAGUAUUUUUUACAGAGUCAACACAUGUAUGUUAUCACAGUUUUGAUCUCUCUUGCUCGAUAGAAUACAAAGCCAUGAUGAUGCUCUUCUUUUUUUGUUUGAUCAUUUCUUUCUUUUCCACCCCCUGUAAAAGCACGCCGUUGCCAGAUGUAAUAGUUUAAGGAUUGAAUUAGAAUUUCUUAGCGCUCUGCUGUUUAAAGUCCA